CGCAUUAUCAGUUGUCAAAAGUAUCAAAGAAAACAGUGAAUUGUUGAAGGAUGGCCGUGUACAUAAUUUUUUAAAAAGAGCGCAGCGAACUAGAAUGGCAGAAUCAUGUCCCCUAGAUAACGAUAGCUAUAAUAGAGAAUCGGACAUUUCGAAACAAGACUGCACCAGUCCAAGUCCCACGGAAACGAUUUGUUUGGAGUCGCUCUGUAGUGAUAACAUACCGGGUACGUCUCAGCUUUUAAUUAAAGAGGACGUCGCGGACAGAGAGGAGAAGGCCACAUUCCUUAACGAGUUAGGUUUAGGCGAAUGCGACGAGAACAGUAACGAUAAUGUCGACUGUUGGGAGGACUGCCUCGACGCCGACUACAUGGAGGAACAUCCGUUCGAGUCCGAGUUAGCGGACGAGGACGAUCCGGUUAAUAGAGAGGAUACGUUUGAGGCUUUCUCGAUUACGCAUAAUAAUAUUCGGGUGGACUCGCUCAAAACGUACUCUAAUAAGUCUUGGAAAAAACGAAAACUGGAUGUACAUAAUGGAUUUCCCUGUAAGAAAAUCUUACCGGAGAACCAAACGUCGAGUUCCUUGUUUUACAAUCGAAAGGCACACACUUCCAAUUCGUCUUCGGACGAUUCCACGAAUUUUUGUAUCGAUAAACUAAAAACACGUGCGCUUAUACCGACGAAGGAUAAUCCGCCGCCGGAAAUGGCCGAUUGGCUGACGCAGUUUCAGAGGUGGUCGAACGCCGAACGUAUACUGGCAAUCGACGGACUGAUCUUACGUUGCGAUCCGAGUCAGGUACGUCACAUGAUGCAGGUGAUCGAACCGCAGUUUCAAAGGGAUUUCAUAUCGCUGUUUCCGCGCGAACUCGCUUUAUCCGUCUUACGCCUUCUAGAACCUUGUGAUCUAUUACGUGCCGCUCAAACUUGUCGCAGUUGGAGAUUCCUCGCCGAUGACAAUCUUUUGUGGAAGGAGAAGUGCAAGCAGGUGGGCAUCGAGGAGAUUCCGAAACGUAAGGGCUCGCCUCGGUCUCCCAGUAAUUCGUCGUCGCCGUGGAAGGCGGCGUUCAUGCUACACCACGCCAUCGAAAUGAACUGGCGCAGCAAACCGAUACGGCCACCGAAAAUGUUAAAAGGUCACGACGAUCACGUAAUUACAUGCCUUCAAUUUUGUGGUAAUCGAAUCGUCAGCGGCUCCGAUGAUAAUACGCUUAAGGUCUGGUCGGCCACCACGGGAAAGUGCCUACGUACGUUAGUGGGGCACACGGGCGGAGUUUGGUCGUCGCAAAUGGCCGGCACCGUUAUAAUUAGCGGAAGCACCGACCGUACCCUCAAAGUUUGGGAUUCGGAGACCGGCGUUUGCAUUCACACUUUGUACGGGCACACUUCGACAGUGCGCUGUAUGCAUUUGCACAAGAACAAAGUCGUGAGCGGAUCGAGGGAUGCCACCCUACGAGUAUGGGAUAUCGAGACCGGCGAAUUUUUGCAUGUGUUAGUCGGUCAUUUGGCUGCCGUUCGGUGCGUGCAGUACGAUGGCAAGCUGGUCGUGUCCGGCGCUUACGAUUAUAUGGUGAAAGUGUGGAAUCCGGAAAGGGAGGAGUGUCUUCAUACACUACAAGGUCACACCAAUCGGGUGUACUCAUUACAGUUUGAUGGUGUGCACGUGGUGAGCGGAUCUUUGGAUACGAGUAUUCGCGUUUGGGAGGUGGAAACGGGCGCGUGCCGACACACGCUGAUGGGUCACCAGUCGUUGACGUCGGGAAUGGAAUUGCGCAAUAAUAUUCUCGUCUCGGGCAAUGCGGAUUCGACGGUGAAAGUUUGGGAUAUUAUUUCGGGACAGUGUUUACAAACGCUUUCAGGGACCUACAAGCAUCAGUCGGCCGUCACUUGCUUACAGUUCAAUAAACGUUUUGUGAUAACUUCGUCGGACGACGGCACCGUUAAGUUGUGGGACGUACGUACCGGCGAGUUUAUAAGAAACUUAGUGGCGCUCGAUAGUGGGGGCUCGGGCGGUGUAGUGUGGCGUAUACGAGCUAGUGACACCAAGUUAGUUUGCGCCGUCGGUAGUCGUAACGGAACCGAAGAAACUAAACUUUUAGUACUCGAUUUUGACGUUGAUGCCAGAUAGCUAAAAACAGGCGUGAAUGUGUCGAAAGUUUGUUACAUGUGCUCCCAAUUAUAAGUUAUUAACAACUGCCAUAUUUAUAAAAGAAAGAGAGAUUAUCUAUCGAAUAACAGCAAACUUAUUUUAUA
Photinus pyralis (common eastern firefly) is the source of this 2247-nucleotide messenger RNA. RefSeq names its product F-box/WD repeat-containing protein 7-like (gene ago). The transcript has 11 exons. Gene Ontology annotation, molecular function: ubiquitin binding. Lineage: Eukaryota; Metazoa; Arthropoda; Insecta; Coleoptera; Lampyridae. Gene Ontology annotation, cellular component: nucleus; cytoplasm. The record is from RefSeq and is a predicted model, not a curated record. Gene Ontology annotation, biological process: ubiquitin recycling; proteasome-mediated ubiquitin-dependent protein catabolic process. The coding region runs from base 95 to 2122 and encodes 675 amino acids.